AUGAGCACAAAAAGUCCCAUCAAGAAUAUAAUUAAAGAUGAGUCGGAUAGGAAAGCGGCCUCGAAUCAGGUCAGAAAUGGUGAUAUGAUAAAGCAGGAGCCAGAGGACGAACAUGCUCUACUCUCCGACCCCGAGGACUAUUUGGAAGAAAACGAAUCUCUAGAUAUGAACCUUACAAAUGGCAACCAAAAAAUUUGGCUAGUAAAACUACCUAGAUACUUGGCAGAGAGAUGGACGAGGCAACAAUCCUUGAAUGGGCAACAGUUGGGGCAAAUCAAAAUCAGACAGAACUCUAAUGGUGGCGAUAGCGGUAACAAUACGCCAAAUGGUGGUAAUGAACAGAAGAAGAAAUUGGAGGUGAAGCUCGUGUUGAACGAAACACCGGAGAACCAAGAUAUACCUCAAGAAUAUGACCUAUCAAUCUUAAACACACAGGUUAAUAACUCAUAUGUAUUCAGUGAAGAAAACCUUAAACGUUUCAGGCAAGAAGUCACGGAAAUGGGAGAGAUGCCCGAGCAGCCAAAGCUCAAAGACCUUGAUCCUGAGGAAAGUCUAAGACCUGCUAAAUUUUAUAGGGUAGACAAGAACGGCGAGUCGCUGAAACAACAGAUUCCUUUUGUGAAAACAAUUCCCAAAAAGACCAGUUUGGUCGGCAAAAUUGUGCAUGACUGUCAAGUGGUUCCCCUGAAAACUGAUUCCAGGUAUGCGCAGAUGUUGAUGAAGCGUCAGAAUAUGCCAUUGACUAAAGAGAGACCUAAGGUGACUUUCCUCAAUGAAAUUCCAGGUGUUGUUCAGUCACAAGCUGGUCCUUCGCUUGCAGGCAAGUCGACUUCCAUGUUCUUGAAAUCCACUCCACAAAGAUCCAAGAACGAGGGCCGUGCCAUCAGAAUGCCACAAAAGGACUUGCUAGAUUUACUCUUCCGCUUGUUCGAAGAAUACGAGUACUGGUCCAUUAAAGGUCUAAAAGAAAGAACGAAACAACCUGAGACUUAUCUUAAGGAGUCGUUGGAGUCCAUUGCUAAUCUCAUCAAAAAGGGUCCCUAUACAUCCAAGUAUCACUUAAAGCCCGAGUAUAGAAGAUUGAGAGAUGCUGAACGCGCAGCCAAGGCUGGCGGUAACGAAGAGGAAGAUAAGAAGGAAGAUGACGAAGAUGAAGAUAUGGAGGAUGUUAUUUAG
Molecule: messenger RNA, 1176 nt
Organism: Candidozyma auris
Lineage: Eukaryota; Fungi; Ascomycota; Pichiomycetes; Serinales; Metschnikowiaceae
Product: transcription factor IIF subunit TFG2
Exons: 1
Coding region: 1-1176 (391 amino acids)
Biological process (GO): transcription initiation at RNA polymerase II promoter; transcription by RNA polymerase II
Cellular component (GO): transcription factor TFIIF complex
Source: RefSeq, a predicted model, not a curated record